AGAGAAAACACAAAAAAUAAAAAAAAAAAAAAAAAAAAAACCUCUUUACAUUCCUGAGUCUUAUCUGGGAAUGCUACUUUCAGAGUGCACACCAGGCCAUAGCAGUUUCGUCACCUUGUCCAGUAGAAGGCUCUUUUAUUACAACUGCUCAAGUAUUGACAUACAACAUGAAGCAAGAUGCCACAAGAAGUGCUGCCUACACUGUGGAUUGUGAAGAUUAUGUGCAUGUGGUAGAAUUUAAUCCCUUUGACAGUGGGGAUUCAGGAAACCUAAUUGCAUAUGGUGGCGGUAAUUAUGUGGUCAUUGGCAUGUGUACUUUUCAGGAGGAAGAAGCAGACGUUGAAGGAAUUCAAUAUAAAACAUUACGAACAUUUCAGCAUGGAGUCAGAGUUGAUGGCAUAGCUUGGAGCCCAGAAACAAGACUUGAUUCAUUGCCUCCAGUAAUCAAAUUUUGUACUUCAGCUGCUGAUAUGAAAAUAAGAUUAUUUACUUCAGAUCUUCAAGAUAAAAAUGAAUAUAAGGUUUUAGAGGGCCAUUCAGAUUUCAUUAAUGGCUUGGUGUUUGAUCCCAAAGAAGGACAAGAAAUUGCAAGUGUGAGUGAUGAUCAUACCUGCAGGAUUUGGAACUUGGAAGGAAUGCAGACAGCUCAUUUUGUUCUUCAUUCCCCUGGAAUGAGUGUGUGCUGGCAUCCUGAGGAAACUUUUAAGCUGAUGGUUGCAGAGAAGAAUGGAACAAUCCGGUUUUAUGAUCUUUUGACUCAACAGGCUAUUUUAUCUCUUGAAUCAGAACAGAUGCCAUUAAUGUCAGCCCACUGGUGUUUAAAAAAUACCUUCAAAGUUGGAGCUGUUGCAGGAAAUGAUUGGUUAAUUUGGGAUAUUACUCGAUCCAGUUAUCCUCAAGAUAAGAGACCUGUCCACAUGGAUCAAGCCUGUUUAUUCAGGUGGUCCACAAUUAAUGAGAACUUGUUUGCAACCACUGGUUAUCCUGGCAAAAUUGCAAGCCAAUUUCAAAUUCAUCAUUUAGGACACCCUCAGCCUGUCCUCAUUGGUUCUGUAGCCGUCGGAUCUGGUCUUUCCUGGCAUAGAACUCUCCCACUGUGUGCAAUUGGAGGAGACCACAAGCUGUUGUUUUGGGUAACUGAAAUGUAGAACAAAUUUUCUCUGUACCUUAGAUACAUAAACUCUGUAUUUUUAAUACAUAUUUUGAAGAAUUUCUUAUUUUUAUAUCAAAUAUACCGUACGCUCUAGAAAUGUCCCAGUUGUUGCUUCUGUUAAAUAAAAUAAUGGUUUGAAAAAUCA
Molecule: messenger RNA, 1298 nt
Organism: Canis lupus familiaris (dog)
Lineage: Eukaryota; Metazoa; Chordata; Mammalia; Carnivora; Canidae
Gene: NUP37
Product: nucleoporin 37
Exons: 10
Coding region: 168-1148 (326 amino acids)
Cellular component (GO): nuclear pore outer ring
Molecular function (GO): protein binding
Source: RefSeq, a predicted model, not a curated record